GGUGCAAACAAUCAACAGACGAGACGAGACAACAACAGAAAAGGAAAUCAGAGAGAAGCACUCGACAUCGACUGUCUGACUCAUUACUACAUCGAGUGGCUGGUUCCAGAGCCUGAGCCUAUUUCUAAUCCCAUCGGCAUCGCGUAGCGUUGUCGUGUUUGCCGUGCUAGGUUGCUGAAUAUUCAAGCUUGGUCCUAUGUUACAAGCAUAAACUGGUUUCUCAUUCAAUAAUUGUGGGUCCAUCAUGGGGCGUCAUGAUGGAGACUGCUCUGUGGCUCAGGCCAAAGCAAUGUGCCACUGUGCAUCACGCCGUCUUGUUGUCCACGUUGUUGAUGCUACUUCCCUUGUCUUCGUCCUCAUCCUCCAGGCGAGCAUCCUUAACUAUUACAUCAUUCAGUAUUACAAAAGUUCUGUCGGCCCUUACUUCUGGUUCAUAGGAGACUUUAUUUGUCUUUUUAUAUUUGCCGGUACUUUGACUACAUCCUACCGGUAUUUGACUCGAUGUAAGGAGUGUCAUCCAUGUAAGGGUGAUAAAUCAUUCUACCUCUCUCCCAAGCGUAUAGUCGCAAAUUUCCCCAUCAGCAAGCUUGGUAUGCUGCCAUUGAGCUAUGUAUCGUGGUUUUUGUACUCUUGUCUACUUUUGGCAAAAGUUAUUCUCAUCUUCAAGUCAGAGAUUCCGGAACAGGUGAAGCCAGAUGAGGCAUUUGGACCUCAGCUUUUGCAGAUUGCCAUUGCUCUGUCAGGAAUUAUCUUCCUUCUUCUUGUGGAAGGCCACAACUGGGCUGAACGAGGCUCUCCAAGAUACAUUUAUGUGACAGGAGUUUGUGGCAAAACUGGUAUUGAAAUCCUGGAUACUGUCUCGUUGCUGAGCAUCCUACUUACUGCAAGCACCCAGAGCUUCUUGACCACUUCACUUGAGAACACUGUCAUUAUCCUGUCUGCAUUCAACUUUUUCUUGCCAGUUUUAGCAUUGUACAAAUUAAGCUUGUGUGAUUUUGCUGCCCAUCCCUUCUCUCUACCCAUUGGCAUUCUCCACAAUCUUCUCCAUUUGUGCCUUGUAGAUGUGCCCUUCCUGUGUGUUCGAGUUUAUCUGUGGCUGUUUCACAAGCAACAUGCCUCUAUAUUCAUAAUGAAAAAUGUGUUCAGCAUUAUUUUAGUUUUACGUGGCAUGUAUCCGGACCUUGUCAAAUUUGGACAGACAUUCUGCCGUGUUAAACCUGCUGACACUGAGAAUGGGACAGGCAAUGCAACUGAGUUGGAAGGACUCAACAAACGAUCUGGAUCUGCAGAUAAUUUUGAGGAAAUUAACCUUGGUAGUGGAGAUAAGGAUGAAAACCUGGUGCAGCCAAUCCUGAAGAAAACUAUCAAGUCUGCAGACACAACCGUGAAAAUCUCAGCUUAGACUGUUGGGGCUUCUAUGAAACACAUUCUUAGAAUGUGUCCAGUAGCAGUAAUACCAAAUUUUUGUAAAUAUCAUGCAUGUUUGUGUUUCAAAUUCCUAUUGCAUUAUUGUGUGAUAGUAGAAAUGAGUAUGUCACAACAUAGACAUUUAGUCUUUACCAGUCUAACAUAUCUUCCUUUUCUCCUGUAAAAGGAACAUAUUGGUUUGUCGUAUUCAUGGUUUUACUGCUUGCCGUACUUUGGAACUUGCUUCCAUAUAUCUUUCUGAUAGCAUUAUAUUGUGGAUGAAUUAGUACUAUGUGUUGAUUUUUAAAGUAUUUCUUGCCAGAAUAAUUACACCAGGUUUACACUGGGGUUCUGCCAAAAGUUUGUCCCAUGAGGGAUCUUGUCUUACUCAUUGGAACUAACUACAUAAUUAUACAAAAUAGCUAAUUAAACUGUCUCAAGCAGUGACAUAAUGCUUAAUAUCCCAUUUAAAGUCCUUUUGUUUCUCUUCCCAAUUUUUUUCUUCCUUUUCUUUUUUGGUACUUUUGCUUUAUGGUAAUUGCAAGGCUGGUUUACACUUGCCCUGUGAUCUCAAAAGACUUAAGCAAUAUAAGUACUGUAUUCUUUCAGUACCAUAUUAUUUUAUGUACGUCUUAAAAUUAAUGAAUUAUAUAAAUAUGUAAACUAAUUAGGAUCAAUUGUUUAUGAUAGUUCCUAUGUGGAUUUAUUGAUUAUUAGAAGGAUAAUUAUGGCUUUGUUUGCUCAUUUACCAGUUUGGAGUUUUUGCACCAUCUAGAUGAGACCAUACUUUCAAGUAUAAGACUGACUUGGUAGGAAAAUUACUUUCAUGCUUGACAAAACUGUUUGUAUGUCAAACCUUCGACAUGGAGGUAGGUUCUCUAAAUUAAAGUAAAUGCCCUAUAAAUAGUUUUCUUCUUAACAAUGGGGACUAAUGAGUGGAGGAUACUGUCUUGAAAGCCUGGGGAUACUCAAAGUCAACAUCACAUGGCACAAGCCUCUUCUCACCCUACAAUAUAGGUCUGACUUCUUUUCUCAUAUGUCAUUUAGACAUGUAGUAUUUAUUCACCUGCUCAUUUUAUUUUAUCAAAAUGACAUUCAUGUGUUAGUUAUUUGUGAUUUUGUGUUGUGGUUACAUCAAGUUAUACUGUGAUUUUUGUCAGCAGCGCACUGAGUGUAGUUCAAAUGUGACUUGUUUUAUGGAACUGUUCAGGCUUUGGGCCUUUCAUUUCAAUCCAAAGGAAACCUUGAUUUUUAUAAAGAGAAACAUGCGUUUUUAUCUAAUAUUUCCUUCUUUUUAUUUGGUAAAGGUUCUUGUUAUGAUGAUAACCGAUUUACCAUACUAAUGUCAGUAUUUCGCUGAAACAAUAUUAGAUGUGUAAUCUAUGAAGACAAUCAAAAUAAAUGCCCUUUGUUCUGGUCUCCAAGCACAAAAAAAGACUUGUGUGGGGAAGGGAAAUUUCAUUGCCCAUUACAUGCAUUCAAUAUUCUGAUGUCUUCCUUUAUUGGUUGUUUGUCUGGUUAUUAAAAGGUUCAUUGUGUUCAAAUGUGUGCUCUCUGUCUUAGGUAAAGUCAAGGAUGAUGAUAAAUGUUUAUAUUUUAUAUGAAAUGUUAUGAGGCAUUCAAAUCUAAGAAUUUUAUUUUGAAUUGCCUAGAUUGUGUAUUCUUACAUUGUAAUAUAAUUAACAACUUUGAAUUGAUAUCUCUAUGAAAAACAGAUUGGAUAAGUGAUAAAAUAGGUUUUUUAUUUUCUUUGUUGGCUUGUACUAUUUUGUCACAUAUUAGCCAAUUACAGUUUGAACAGAUCUGA
Thrips palmi is the source of this 3214-nucleotide messenger RNA. RefSeq lists its product as uncharacterized. The record is from RefSeq and is a predicted model, not a curated record. Bases 245 to 1402 code for a protein of 385 amino acids. NCBI's taxonomy places the organism in Eukaryota, Metazoa, Arthropoda, Insecta, Thysanoptera, Thripidae. The transcript is spliced from 3 exons.